Molecule: messenger RNA, 1956 nt
Organism: Cuscuta epithymum
Lineage: Eukaryota; Viridiplantae; Streptophyta; Magnoliopsida; Solanales; Convolvulaceae
Source: the annotation of a GenBank genome assembly
AAAAUGUGAGAAGAAAAUGGAAGUAGAAAUUCUGAAAGGGGAAAAAAAUACCAAAAACGAAAAGAGAGUACGAAUCAGCGAGAGAUAGAGUACCGCAGCGAAGCGGGGAGAGCGAUCGGGGAGAGAGAUACCGGCGAGUGGGUCUUCAGUACUUAUCGGUUUCUUCAGAGAGUGUCAGAAUGCGAACCAAUUUGCAGGGAGAGGAGUAGCAAUGGAAGACGACGCUUGUAUCUGGGUUCCAACGAACAAGUAGCAAGAAAGAAAAUCAUCAGAAAAGCGAAGUUCUUUUGUCAUUGAUGUGUCAUUUUAUGAAUCUGAAUUUAGAAAUAAGUUCCUGAGAGCUCCAAUAAGGUGCUUGCAAGAGAUGAAACCGCCACAGCCACAUCAGCAAUCACGGAUCAAUCUUGUAGAACUGAAAUCUCAGAUAGUGAGGAAGCUUGGACCAGAGAGGUCAAAGCAAUACUUUCAUUACUUGAGCAGGCUGUUAGGCAUGAAGAUAGGCAAGGUUGAAUUCGACAAACUUUGUUUCCGGAUUCUCGGAAGAGAGAACCUUUCACUCCAUAAUCACUUCAUACGUUCAAUCUUGAAAAAUGCCUGUAGUGCGAAGGUCCCACCAUCAAAUCAUGAUGACAAUGAACUUCUAGUGCAUGCUACUGCAGGUUCCAAUAAAGAGACUUCAGGUGAUGCCGUUGAGCGAAAUGGACCCCUUGGAACCAAAGGGAAGAGUAUUUCCACUUCUCUACGACCAACAAUUACUCGACCGUGUGAUUCUAAAGUUAUUGAGGAGAAUAGGGAUUACAUUGCACCUCGUGUAGAUGAUUUGGGCGUUGACCCUACAAAAGUUUCAGUAUUGACUAUACCAACAUCUGUUCCUGUUUCUGUACAUAACAAGGACGGAGUGAGAAAUGAAGGGGAAGAAAGUCGUGCUAAGGUCCAACCUCAAGCUCCACUUGGCAUUCCAUUAUGUAACGUUAGAACAUUACCAUUGAUGAGUGACAGUAAGCGUGUUUGUACCAGUGGUGCUUUGUUAGACACUUUGACUCUACGAGAACGCAUGGAGCAGAUUGCUAUAAAACAUGACCUAGAAGGGGUGCCUAUAGAUUGUGCAAAUUUAUUGAAUAAAGGUUUAGAUUCUUACUUAAAAAGUAUAAUCAUACAUACCGUUCAACUUGUGGAAGCAAGAUCUAGGCGUGAGGUAACAAAACCCAUAAAGAAGCAUCCGAUAAAUGGGAAGCUUGUUAAUGGAAAGGAGCUACGUACUUGUAGGCCUUUGGAAGUCAUAAAGGAGAACACCCCACCUAGCGUAAUAUCAUUGCAGGAUUUUAGGGUUGCCAUGGAAAUGAAUCCCCAACAACUAGGUGCAGACUGGCCAUUGUUGCUUGAGAGAAUAUGUACAGAGUCAUUUGAUGAAUAAAUGAAUAAUAUGUGAUUUCCUUUGGUACACGGUCAAGUAGCUCUUGGUGUGGUCCCUACUCCCCCCGGAUGCAUGAAAGUCAUCUGAAAAGAUGGUCCUCUUCUCUGUUCUCUCUAAGGCCUUUAUGUAAAACACUAAAACUUGAUGCUGGAAUUUUCUUAGUGGCCUUUAUGAGUAGUCUUGCAGCUGUUGACAUUUAGACAGGCGGUGGGGACAAGAGUGCAAUAGCAGGGGUAUUUUUGUCUUCGACACAACUCAAUUUCACAACCACCGAAGGGUUGGCCCCUCCAACAGAAGUUUGACCAUCUGGUUUUCCUGUUGUAUGAUUAAUGUAAUUCUCACCGCAUAUUUUCUGCAUUGUCUUGUAAUUUAUGGUCAAUGAGGAUUUAUAGAACAGUUUUGCAGGAAUAAUAGAAUAGUUCAUUAGCUGGAAGGAAAGGGUGAACCAUUCUAGAGUUCAUGUGUAUGGCUGUAUGUAUCAUCAAAGUCAAGAUUUGAUUGGAAUCCACCAUUGACAGAAAAAAAAAUCCAUCACUAGCUCG